This is a messenger RNA of Triticum dicoccoides, 1089 nucleotides long. RefSeq lists its product as uncharacterized. Gene Ontology annotation, biological process: maturation of SSU-rRNA from tricistronic rRNA transcript (SSU-rRNA, 5.8S rRNA, LSU-rRNA). The transcript has 5 exons. Gene Ontology annotation, cellular component: nucleolus. The record is from RefSeq and is a predicted model, not a curated record. Lineage: Eukaryota; Viridiplantae; Streptophyta; Magnoliopsida; Poales; Poaceae. Bases 241 to 906 code for a protein of 221 amino acids.
ACUCACAAUCAACCAAGGCACCAAGCCAGCUCCCUCGACCAGGUUCCCCAAGCCCCCGCCGCCGCCGCCCCUAAGCUCCCCUCCCACGUCCAGGUCCGGCAACGACGCUCAAGGCUCCCUAUCCUCCGCUUCGUCCACCCCGAAUUCCCCCUGCUGCCUGCCGUGUCGCCGCUUCCAGUACUGGCGGCCGUCCUCUCCGAGAGCCGCUAACUUUCGCGCCACCACGAGCCGGGUAAGAAGAUGGUGAAGGGGAUGCCCAAAUCAAGACCUAUCAAAGCGGCGGCCGAGGUGGUCUUCGACCCGUCCGUCUCUGGCCCCCGGAAGCCGCGCCGCGCCGAGGCGCCCUCGUCGAGCAGCGAGUAUCACCACUUCAUGGGGUCGAGUCUUUCAAAUAUGUACCACAAGCCAGCUCCGGCGAAAUCUACUGACAUGUCUGAUGAUGAGCCUGACAUUGAUAUUGAGAAGUUGUUGAAAGAUGUCGAGCUUUUCGGUGCCACUACAUGGAAGGACAAAAAUAAAAUACAGAACCGCAAAGUAGUUGAACUGGGCGGAAAGGCCAUCAAGAAGCAGCGUACACCGUUGUCUGUGGCAAUCCCAGCUAUGAAGAAUCAGCAGAAAAGAGAACAAAAGAAGAUUGAAGAGGAAAGACUGCUUGGGAUUUUUAGGAAACAAAACAAGAACAAGAAAUUUGAGAAGCUUAGACCAGAGGACCGAGUACUCAGGGCAACUGAAGGGCGCUUCAAGAAUGGUAUACUCGAUGUGAAGCACCUUAUGGGAGCACCAAAACCAUCGUCGUCGUCAUCGUUCAGAGAUGCGCCAGAGCGGGAGAUGAGAAAGGGCAAGAAAGGGAAAGGAAAGGUAAAGGGGAAGGGGAAGGGGAAGGGAGGCCGAAGGAACAGACGUUGAUGGAACACCUUCGUAGUGUUUGUGCCAAGAUAGAUGCACGAAGAAGAGGCAUUAAGCUGACACCUUGAACCGUUUUUGCAUCGAGAUAUCUUCGGUGAUACUUGUAUCUUAAGUAAUCUUUCAGACCAAGUGACCAUCCUAUGUUACGUAUAUUUUUACAAGCAUGUAUUUCUUUUUCCUCCA